Molecule: messenger RNA, 408 nt
Organism: Clonostachys rhizophaga
Lineage: Eukaryota; Fungi; Ascomycota; Sordariomycetes; Hypocreales; Bionectriaceae
Source: the annotation of a GenBank genome assembly
AUGUGCAGCACUGCGACCAUGGCUGAGGUUCUGUCUCGCGCCGCGAACGAGACUGGUGUCGGUAAUUCCGCCCAGCUAAAUGCCCCGACAAUCUGGUCUGGUUCUAGAGGCAAGACCGUGGAAGGCUUCAACAUGACGGCUGAGCUUUACUUUGAAGGCAAACGCCAUUGGGGGCCUGCCAAAUGCCACCAGAACGCGGUUCGUAUCACCACCGCACUCCGAGAGGCGGAUCCCCGCUUGGAACUCAGACUUGACAAUGCGUCCAAGUCAAACGAAGGAGUUACACGCACUCUCUCGCUCAAGAAGAGCAACAAGCUUCUUUUGAACGAACACCCUAUCCACGACAACAUGGUGCCGAUGGUUGACAUAAUCAAAACCAUCUGGACGAUCAGCCCCCCAACUAAUUAG